GGCAGCUGCAGCGAGCCAGCCAAGUCGGGUCCGGCGCGCGGGGCUGGAGGUGGCCGCCUGGCUUCGGCGGAGGCUUUGCCCGCGGCUUCUGCGCCCAGUUCCUCUCUCUCACGCUUGCAAGCGGCGGACUAUAAAUAGCAGAAGCCGGGGAGCCGCUGCCUGUUACGCGCCGGCGACGGAAGGGCUGCCGCUGCUGUCGCCGCCACGGCUUCUUGGGGACGCAAACAGUUGCUCUUGUCUGCUGAAUAGAUCUUGCUCACUUUCAAUCAAUUCAUUAGCAUCCUUGUUAUCAUCCACUUCCUCAUCAUCAUCUACAUAAGCUGCCAGAUGAGAUACAAUGCUAAGGAACUGGCUUCCCUGGCUAGAAGGCCAUCAUCUUGUUUUGACAAGGAAGGAAAUCUGAAGAUAUGCAGAGUGUUCGGGGAUGGUAAAUUAAUAGAGCCGAAGGAGAGAUGGUGUCGUUUGAAAGGAAAUCUGUUCUUUCUAAUGAAAAAUAAGGCCAAGAAUUCUGAAGCCUCUGAGGUAAUCAUCCUGGAGCGGUGCUGUAUUGUGCAGUUCAAGAAUAAAGCAGAUGUUUCAAUAGUCCUCAAGUUUCAGAGUGGAGAACCAGAUAUUUACCUUGAAGCUGCCUCAAGGGUUGAUUGUGAAUCUUGGGCUGUGGCACUUGGAGAGGCAAAUUCUGAAGGUCUGCGCAAUAAAAUCCAGCAGCUCCAGAGUCUGAUAAUGGAAAUCAAGGAAGAGACAACGGCAGAUGAAGAACAGCAAUUUCUUCCCCUGGUACAGGCGGACAGUCUUGCAGAGUCUAAGCUUACAAGUCUUAAGAGGACUGCCAGUGAACCAAAGCUUGAAUUCUGUCUUGCAUGCAAAGACCUAGUAGCUCCUACUCGUGAUCGGAAGCUGAACACAUUUGUGCAGAUCACAGUGGUGCAUCCUGGGGAACAGACGUCAGCUAGAUAUUCAAACACAGAAAUUGUGGAGGGAACAAGAGACCCACUGUUUCUGACUGGUGUGACGUUCCCACCGGAUUACCCUAUCUAUGAGGAGUCGAAAAUAAAACUAACAGUCUAUGAUGUUAAGGAUAAAUCUCAUGACACGCGAAGCUUCCUGGGUUAUGCAACCUUUAAAGUAGGCGAGUUGGUGAAAUCAAAGGAGCAACAAUUGACUCUCAGCCUGAGAAGCUCUGAUGGUGGAAAGACAGUUGGCACUCUAGACGUCAGCCUUGUGAAGAUGGGGGAGACAGAGGAUGGGGAGUCAGAUCACAGCACAGCAGAUGUGCAGGGACAAAAGUGUGCCUUGGCUUAUGAGUAUACAUCCCGUGAAAACAGCAGUAGUAAAGACAAUUUGCCUUUAUUAAAUGCAGUAUUAAAAAAUCCGAUCUGUAAGUUGUAUAGAUUCCCUUCCUCUGACAACAAAUGGAUGUGUGUUCGAGAACAGAUGUCUGAGAGCACUCUUUCUUUUCAUAUUCCCAAGGAACUCAUUAACCUGCACAUAAAGGAGGAUAUGAGAAGAAAUCAGGAGCUUAAAGAACUUGGUGAACUUUCUCCACAUUGGGACAAUAUGCGUAAAAGUGUUAUUGCACACUGUGAUCAAAUGUUGACCCUCUAUCAAGACAUGCUUGCAGAACUAGGAAAGCACACAGGCUCUUCCUUCAAAUCAAGCUGCAGUAAAGGGGAAAAGACACUAGAAUUUGUUCCAGUCAACCUACAUUUGCAGAGAAUGUAUGUGCACAGUCCUCGGUUGAAAGAUGUUCUGUAUGAUGUCAUUACUGUGGGAGCCCCUGCCGCACACUUUCAGGGAUUCAAAAAUGGUGGUCUCCAGAGAUUAUUGAAUAAGUUUGAAUCAGAAAGGCGAAAUACUGGGUACCAGUGUAUUUACUAUUCACCGGAAAACACAGCCAAGGCAAAAGAAGUUCUCAGUAACAUCAAUCAUCUGCAGCCUCUCAUAUCAAGCCACACAGACCUGCUGCUUAAUUCUGCCAGGCAGCAUUUGCCAGACAGCUUGAAGAAUUCCUUAAAGAUGCUUUCUGAAACGACAGAGUUAUUUGUGCAUGCGUUUAAGGAUCAGCUGAUCAGAAGUGCCCUUUUAGCCCUAUACACAGCCCGUCCAGGUUGUGUCCUAAAAAAGCCAACUGUGCCAAGGAUCAGUGUUGACGAUAAUGACGAUCAGCCCAAACAGGAACGUCCGCAUGAGAUUCAAAGACAGGAUUCUAUCCCUCAUCAUUCAGAAUAUGAUGAGGAAGAGUGGGACAGGGUAUGGACCAAUGUAGGGAAGAGUUUGAACUGCAUUAUUGCAAUGGUAGAUAGAUUGCUUGAAAAAGACAACAUACCCAGCAUCACUAAGGAAGAGGAAAGUGGUCCUGCACCAGCAGAACAUGUGACACCUCCUAUAAGUGGUGACUGGUAUGAACAGCUUUAUCCACUCACAGUUACACUGAAGGACUGCAUUGGAGAGGUGGUGACUAGGGCAAGGCAAUCAAUGUCUUUUGUUCUGCUUCAAGAACUUGCAUGUAGUUUGCCACAAUGUUUAAUGCUGACACUAAGAAGAGAUAUUGUCUUCAGUCAAGCACUUGCUGGAUUGGUCUGUGGAUUUAUAAUCAAAAUACACUCCAGUCUACGGGAUCAAGGCUUCCUACAACAGCUGCAUACAGUGGGGUUAAUAGUUCAGUAUGAAGGACUUCUCAGUACAUACAGUGAGGAAAUUGGGAUGCUAGAAGACAUGGCUGUGGGAAUAUCAGAUUUACAAAAAGUCAUCUUUAAAAUAACUGAAGCCAAAUCAGAUGACCUCUUGCCUGUUAUAACUGGAAGGCGGGGUCAUUAUGUAAUAGAAAUCAGGCUUCCAGGAAAGAUGUUUGAGCUGCUGCCACAAGAGAUUAAAGAAGGAAAACUUCUCCAUGUGUACCCUGUCCUCUUCAAUGUUGGAAUCAAUGAACAGCAAACCCUUGCAGAAAGGUUUGGAGAUACCUCUUUGCAAGAAAGUAUUAACCAGGAGAAUUUGGAGCUGCUAAAAGAAUAUUACAAUUUGUUCACGGAAAAAAUGCCUCCUGAUUGCCUACCGCAUUUUCAAGAUCAGAAUGAUUUAAAAGGAUUACUAGAAAACCUCCAUCAAAAUAUUCAGACUAAAAAAAGAAAGAAUGUAGAAAUCAUGUGGCUGGCAGCAAUGAUUUGCCGCAAGCUCAAUGGAAUCCGAUUCACCUGUUGUAAAAGUGCCAAAGAUAGGACAUCGAUGUCGGUGACACUGGAGCAAUGUUCAAUUUUAAGAGAUGGACAUCACCUGCACAAAGACUUUUUUAUUCGAGCACUGGACUGUAUGAGGAGAGAAGGAUGCCGCAUAGAAAAUGUACUGAAGAAUGUCAAAUGCAGAAAGUAUGCUUUCAACAUGAUACAGCUGAUGGCUUUCCCAAAGUACUACCGACCACCAGAGGGGACAUACGGAAAAGCUGACACCUAAGUUUUUAUUUUAAAAAAAAACCAUACAGUCAUGCUCAUUAGUUGACACAAAUUGCUUUGUUUGUGCGUGUUCCUCACAAAUAUGGAGCGUGCAAGAGGAAAACUACCUAGGAGUUAUUUUUGCCAAAAGUGAACUUUCAUUUUGGAGUGGGGAAUGAUAAAGUAUAGUAGGUCGGGUGCUCUGAAAAUGAGCUGUUUAAAUAAACACUGCCUUCCAUAAAAAAAAAUUAUACAGUGUGUCAUAUGCCAAGCAUAAUUAAAAGUUCAGCCAUUGAUCAGAUUGAAGACCAAGUGUUGAGAUGGGUGAGUCAGUAGAGAUUACAGUGAGCCUGCGCUGAAGCAAUGCUCUGCUGUAUAUUGAACAUUACUGAAGGGAAUCAGGAUAAAUGGGAAAGCAAAGGUGCUACUCCACUGUGGUACAUAACAGCCUUGAUACAUUUGGAAAGGAAUUUUAAUCUUGAUGACCUUCAAUGAUUUUUUUAAAAAUGGAUAUUACAUUCUGCUCUGUUUGAUGAUCUCAAAAGUUCCCCCUGCAUAUGUUAUUGUUAAUGUAACUAAGUUUACAUACUUUACCUAAAGCUUAAGAACAUAAGAACAUAAGCAAAGCCAUGUUGGAUCAGGCCAGUGGCCCAUCCAGUCCAACAUUCUGUCACACACAGUGGCUAGAAAUCCAGUGCCAUCUAAAGGACUGUCAGUGAGGCCAGGACACCAGAAGCCCUCCCACUGCCUUCCUUCCAGCACCAAGACAACAGAGCACCACCUCCCCACAAAGAGAAUACCAUCUAUCUCCUGUGGCUAAUAGCCACUAAUGGACCUCUGCUCCAUAUAUUUGUCCAGUCCCCUCUUGAAGCUGGCAAUGCUUGUAGCUGCCACCACCUCCUGUGGCAACGAAUUCCAUGUGUUUAUCACCCUUUGUGUAAAGUAGUAUUUUCUUCUAUCUGUUCUAACCCGACUGCUCAAUAAUUUCAUAGAGUGCCCACGAG
Molecule: messenger RNA, 4429 nt
Organism: Eublepharis macularius
Lineage: Eukaryota; Metazoa; Chordata; Lepidosauria; Squamata; Eublepharidae
Gene: INPP4B
Product: inositol polyphosphate-4-phosphatase type II B
Exons: 26
Coding region: 328-3447 (1039 amino acids)
Cellular component (GO): cytoplasm
Molecular function (GO): phosphatidylinositol-3,4-bisphosphate 4-phosphatase activity
Source: RefSeq, a predicted model, not a curated record